Molecule: messenger RNA, 3774 nt
Organism: Cavenderia fasciculata
Lineage: Eukaryota; Evosea; Eumycetozoa; Acytosteliales; Cavenderiaceae
Exons: 3
Coding region: 1-3774 (1257 amino acids)
Source: RefSeq, a predicted model, not a curated record
AUGACAACAAAAAAAAAGAUUCAUUUAGAAGGAUGGUUAGAUAAACAAGGAGAGAGGGGAAUUAUUAAAGGAUGGAAAUCAAGAUUCUUUGGUCUAUCAUCAUCUGGUUUUGAAUUACAUUAUUAUGAACAACAACAACAAUCAGAUAAUAAUUCGUCGUCGGGUAACGGCAACAAUUCACAAUCAAACAUUAGUGUCAUUGGAUCAAAUAGUUUAGGGUUUAUCGAUAUUAGAGCAGUGACAUCUGUCAAGAUUGUAGAUCCUUCUACCUUUGUCUUUUCAAUCGACGUACCGGGUCGUUCAUACAUGUUGCGUGGCAAGAAUGAACGUGAUGUACAAUACUGGACACAAGGUGUAAACGAAGUCAUCUCUGCCUAUCAAAGACAAAAAGAAAAUAGAUUAUCAGUCUCUCAAACCGCUAUCCUAGAAAAUGCCCUUCAACAAAAGGAUAUCGAACUUUCAAAGUUACGUGAAAUGUUAGAACAACAAAAAUUAAAAGUUAAAGAUUUAACUAUUAACAAACAAAAAGAUGAAGUUAAUAUUCAAAUGUUAUCAGAAAAAGUUGAAAAAUUAAAACAAGAUCUAUCAAAUAAGGACAAUUUAAUUGAAAAUACAAGAAGAAAUUCAAUUAUUGCAAAUGGAGAAGAGAUUGGAAAGUUGACAAGUGAAAUUGCACAAAUCAAAAAAGAUCAAACUUUGAUCCAGGAAAAAGAAGAGAGUAUUAAAAAGUUGGAGUUGGAGAUUGCUCAAUUGAGUGGACACUUGGAGAGUGCCAAGAAGCAAAUCGAAGAAAAGGAAGCAUUGUCUAAUCGUUCACAUCAACUAGAAUUGGAUAUUGUCAAAAAGGAUACACUCCUAGAGGAAAAGGAAAAAGAGUUGAUCAAGUUGACCGAGGUGGCCAAACAAAGAGACAGUGAAUUGAUUGAAAAGAGUAAAGACCUAGAAAAUGUAAACAUAAAGGUCAUCAAUCUAUUGAAACAAGCUCAAGAAACCGACACCCAACAUCAAGAUGAAUUAGACUCCAAGGACAAGGAAAUCGAACGAUUAAUGAUCGAACGUCUUGAACUCAAGAAAUCAUUAACCGCCGCCGGUGAUGAUCAAGAUCAACAAGUUGAAUCACUCAAAAAAGAAUCCAUUGUCAACAAGGAAUUGGUUCAUAAUUUGGAAAAGGAAUUGGAACAAUUCAAAUCAAAUAGUCAAGAACAAGAAAACAAAAUUAAUUCACUUGAGGAGGAAUUGGAAUCUGAAAUCAAUCAACUAAAUGAAAAAAUUGUAUUACAAACUUCCAACACCGAGGAACAACAGACCAAGUUUGAGACGGAAUUGAAUACUCUAAAGUUACAACAUCAAGAAGAAAUCAAAUCGAUAAAGUCAGAGCAAGAUGAAAAAUUACAACAAACAAUUGAAAGCAAGCAAACUGAAAUCAACUCUAUCAAGGAGGAACAAGAAAAAGAGAUUGAAUCGUUAAAGAGUGAAUACCAAGAAAGAAUUCAACUAUUACAAAAUGGAGCCGAUUCAUUAGAUGUCAUGGAAAAACAAAUUGAAUCUAUCAAAUCAAACAACAAAAAGGAAAUUGAAUCAAUCAAGGAACAAAAGGAAAUUGAAAAGGAAAUUGAAAUCAAAUCAAUCAACGAUCAACAUCUACAAGAUAUUGAAAAUUUAAAGAAUCAACAUCAACAAGAAAUUGAAACUUCACAAUCAAAACAAAAGGAAUUCCAAUUCCAAAUUGAAGAUUUGGAAAAUGAAAUCUUACAAGUUAAAUUGGAAAGUCAAGAAGAUUUGGAUCAAGAAAUUGAAAAUCUAAAGAGUCUACAACAACAAGAAAUUGAAAAUCUAAAGAAUCAACAUCAACAAGAAAUUGAAUCUGUCAAGAGUCAAAACCAACAAGAAAUUGAAUCAAUUAAUAGUCAACAACAAGAAAUUGAAUCAAUCAAGAAUCAACAUCAACAAGAAAUUGAAUCAAUCAAGAGUCAACAUCAAUUAGAAAUUGAAUCAAUUAAUAUUAAACAACAAGAAGAAAUUGAAUCAAUCAAGAAUCAACAACAAGAUAUUGAAUCAAUCAAGAAUCAACAUCAACAAGAUAUUGAAUCAAUCAAGAAUCAACAUCAACAAGAAAUUGAAUCAAUUAAUAUUAAACAACAACAAGAAAUUGAAACAAUUAAUAAUCAACACCAAAUCCAAAUUAAAUUAUUGGAAGAAGAAAAGAAUGAAUUUAUUCUUGGACGUUCAUCACAAGAAGAAUCAAACAUUUCAAAGGUCAGUGGAUUAGAAGAUGAAUUGACAAGAAAGACAGAACAAUGGAAGGAAGAAGUAAAGAAAUCAAUCUUACUCCAAGACGAGGUCGAGCAACUCAAUCAACAAUUGAAAUCCGAAAAGGAUACCAAUGCUAGUAAUCUUGCUCUUCUAAGUAACAGUGCCAAUAGUAAUAGUGAAUUGAUUACAUCACUUCAAGAUCAAUUAAAUCAUCUAAAGGAAGAUAAUUCAAUCCUAAAGACAGAAUCAAAACACAAAUCACACGAUCUCAAAGAAUUGGUUAAAAAGCACGAGUCUACCAACACACAACUCGUUCAAUCCGUUGCUACACUUGAACAACAAUUGGCAGAUACCAAGAGUCAAGAAGAAAACUUGAACCAAUUGUACAGUCAAUUGGUAGAGGAUCAUGAAAAGUUGCGUAUCGAAUCUCAACAACAAGUAGAGAGCCUCAAGGAAGCAAUUAAUAUUGGAAAGGAUAAUCAAGAAGAUUCAUCUGCCAAAUGGGACAUUAUGGCCAAGGAUUUGGAACAAGCUCAAAACCAUAUCGAUGCACUCACCAAACAAUUGGAAGAAAAGCAAAUUGAAUUGUUAGAGAGAGAGGAAUUGGGUAACUCAUUUAACCGUGAACUCUUGUCUAUUGACCACGAAGAUACCAUGCUUCAAAAGAUUACAGAAUCAAUUGCCGAGCGUAACGAUGGUAUUCGUCAAUUGUUGGACGAUGCCAAUAGUCGUGAAAAGGAACUUCAAGAACGUAUCCAAACAAUGGAACAAAGUUAUCAACAAUUAAUUCAAGAAAAGGAUUUGACAUUUAGUACUGUCGAGGAACAAAAUAAUGUUCAAGUUGUAGCUCUUAAAAAGGAAAUUGAUUCUUUACAACAACAAUUGUCUGAAGCCUCUGAAAAGAUUGUUGUUGUUUCUCCACCUGCUCAAGAUGGAGUUUCCGUUUCACCAAGUCUAAACUCUUCAGUUCAACUUAAAGAAUCGAUUGGUGAUGCAAUGUUGUUUUCAUCUGAACUUGAAAAAGAGUUGCAAGACAGUGACCUACAGGAUCAAUUAACAAACACCCUAGCUGAAUUGGAUCACAAGACCAAGGAACUCGAAUACAAGGUAGAGGAAUUGGUUGGAUACCAAAAACAAUUGGAUACUGCUCAAGAACAACUUGGCAAAUCAAAGAAUCAAUUGGACGACUCGGCACGUAAAUAUACUGCCAUCGAAAAGGAACGUAAUCAAUUGGCAGAGAAAUGUAAACAAUUGGAUAUCGAAUACUAUGAAAUGAAAGAUAAAAUUAUGGUUUUGGAAGAAGAAAUUCAAUCAUUUAAACAAAAUGAUAAAGAAUCUACUGUUAUCAUUUUAUUAAAAGAAAGAUAUUUCCUAACAGUAGCAAGAAGCUUAAAAUUACAAGGUGCACAAUUAGGUUACCCAUGUAACCGUAAUGUUUAUGAACUGUAUGAACAAGCAACAAAAGAUAAUAUUCACAUGGACGAAUGGCCAGUUUGGAUAUCAAAACAAUUGGAAUUUUAA